GCAAAUAAAAGCUCUUCUCAAAGGAGGUGUACUAGAAAAUUAGGAAAUUGUUCAUCAAAAUUAUUUUAUAUUUAUUUUCUCAAAAAUCAAAUAGUUACAGAUGCAAUCAAUAAGCAAUUUAUUUAGAAAGCUAACUUCUACUCCAUCUGACUCAGACACUGAAUUUAAACAGGAUAAUGGUACGCCUGUAGAUACGAUUGAAAACGCAGCUGAAAUCAAGGGAGGUCACCUGGAAAGUACCAAAGUCAUGACUGAAGAGAUGAUUGUAAUGAGAGAGACAGUUUAUGAUCUCAUAAAAGAUAUAAGGGACCCUGAGAAACCACAGACCCUUGAAGAACUGAAUGUUGUCUCAGAAGAUGAUGUAACUGUGGAAGAAUUUUCAGAGAAUAAAUUGCAUGUGAAAAUUGUAUUUGUGCCAACUGUUCCUCAUUGUUCACUAGCGUCUUUAAUUGGUUUAUGCCUUAGACAGAAAUUAGUUACCUGUUUUCCGGAGAAACAUAAGCUUGAUAUCAUGGUUAAGAAAGGUACUCAUGAAACAGCAGAUGAAAUUAAUAAGCAGAUUAAUGACAAAGAAAGGAUAGCGGCUGCUAUGGAGAACCCAAACCUACGUGAUCUUGUUGAAAAAUGUAUAAAUGAUGAAGGUGGUUACGGAUAAACAUCUUACAUAAGCAUCAAAAUCAUUUUUGUGUGCCAAAAAUUAGUUGGAAUUGCAAUUACAUAUACAGGGUUAUUUGACUAACACUGUACAAUGCCUGGCAAUAAAAAAGCUGGAGAAACCAUCUUUCCUGCAGUAAGACCAGCUUAAAUGACUAGCAGCGUUGAGAGGUUACUAGAAAAUAGAAAUGACUCCCAAGUAUUCAAGAUCUAGCUGUUUUUCAACAUGAAAACCCAAGAUUCCAUCAAUAUUUGUUGCCAGUGGCUGUGUAAACAAUGUUUUGAGAUAAGAUUUUAUUAUACUUGCUUGCCAAAAAAAAAAAAAAAAAAAAAGAUUAUAUUUUGGUGUUUACACAAAACUUUGGCUGUUUUAAAAGAAAACUGCAUUUAACCUUCAUAAAAACUUAUACAAAGGUUGUGUUCAGUGAAUUUAAUUCUGGCAAAACAGAUUUUAACAUGACUUUUGUGGUACAAAUAUAGAGGUGAUAUAAUAAUUGGAAUAUAGACAAAUGGGAAAAAUUUUGUCCUAAAAUCAGGAUUAUCUUAAAGUAAUUCCUUUCUGACUGUGAUAUGUAUAUUAUAGAUUAACUUAUGUGCUUUUAUUGACCCUUAUCCUGCUACAUUUCUAUAAUGGACUUGUCCAUCUUUCAAUUUCGACAGUACCAUUAACUGUUUUAAGGGGUGCUUUGACUAAAUAGCAAACAGUGCAGAUCAUGAUCAGACUGCACUGGACGCAAAGGCAGAAUCAAUCAUGUCCAGCAUGAUAAGGGUUAAUCUGUUUUAAUGGCUUCAUAUCAGUUGAAGUUACAGUAUUGAAUCAAAUUAGGCAUGACUUCUUUGUAAAAAGUAAAAUUAAAUUAAUAUUAAAACCAAAGAAAAAGAUUUACCUUAAAACUUGUAUAUUUUACUGUUGAUAAAUGACUUUUUCAUGUGAUAUAUUUAAUUGUGUACUAAGAAUGCUUCAUUUUAAGCAAAAAAUAUGUUCAUGUUUUGUUUGUGUCGUUUUAAAGUGCUGAAUCCAAGUCUAAUUAUUGCAAUUAAUGGUUUACUUUGUUACUGUUAUGAAUAUUAAUUAGGGACUUUAUUUUCAUGUAUUUUAUGGUUGUUCCAGUCCUCAAGAUUAAAUUCCCAAAAACGAAAAAAAUCUCUAUUAAUUUUAUAUAUAGGGAAUGUUUCAAAAUUUCAAAGCCACAGACUUGUGUCCCCACAAAAUAGCCAUAAAAUGUUUAUUACAAAAAAAUGCAAUGAUUCUACCACAUUAGUUUAAUAGGUUACAGGUAGCAAAUAAGAAAUCCAAAGAAUGUUUGUAGGGGAAGUCUUUUAGGAAUGUAAAGCCAAUCUUGAAACUGUAGAAUAAAGUAACAUUUUUCUCUAAAUACAUUUAAUGUGCAGUGACUUGAAAUAAAAUGAUGCAAAGUGAAAGAAAAGUCAAACCGACAUGAUUGUUUUAUUUAUUUUGUUAAUUAUAGUAAUAAGAAUGUAACAAUAAGUGACUUGUAGUCAAAGAUUUUACAUGAAAUAAAAAAAAAUCAUGGAAAUUGAUGUGUUUAUUAUACUGCUUGACCUACACUUAAGUUUUGUAAGGGAAAAUGAUACUUAUUGCCUACAUUUGUAACCUUGUAUCCCCUUUUCCUCAGUUGUCAUGUUAAUUUACUAUAUAUAAAACUAUAUAUAAGUCGUCGGCCAGUAUAUUGUUCAACACUUAAUUUUGCUUGGGCAAAAGUCAGACUUUGAAGAAAGAAAAAGUUCAUUUUUGAUGUGAUGUUAAAAAAAAAAACACUUCAUGAAUAGCAGGACAAUCAGUUGUCUGAACUAUUUGCUUUCAGACCUCGGGCAAUGGUUUUUACUAUUGAAUGACAAGCCGUUCCGUGUGUUUACUAUUUAAUUAAGGACUGUAACUAAUUAACAAAUAAUAUUUCUCAGACUGUGAUUUGACGUAUAUUAAAAUCAUUGUUUGCAGUUCAAAUGCAAAGAAAUUACAUCUCAAGGGCAUAGUCCAAAUGAUAUUAUAAUACGCAUCUAAACAACAAUGAUUUUAUUAAAGAGCACAUCACUGUUUGAAUUAUAUUGUUUCAGUUCUAACACAUUAUCAGUGAUUAUUAUAUACAUCCUUGACAACUUA
Mercenaria mercenaria is the source of this 2776-nucleotide messenger RNA. RefSeq names its product cytosolic iron-sulfur assembly component 2A-like. The transcript is spliced from 5 exons. Bases 101 to 655 code for a protein of 184 amino acids. Lineage: Eukaryota; Metazoa; Mollusca; Bivalvia; Venerida; Veneridae. The record is from RefSeq and is a predicted model, not a curated record.